AUGGCCCUCCUGUCGCGGUCAUCACUCCGCGGCUCUGUGCGACGGGCGCCUGAAGAACCUGCCGACGGUCUGGCACCGCCGAAGAAACCACGCAUCCAAGAUGGCGACCGCCGCAAAAGCUCCCCUGAUUGUCUUGAUACCUCUAAAGAACCUACAAAAUCCCGUCACUUGAAAUCCUCGCGCCCGCGCUCCAAUCGCACUCGUCGCGACUCCUCUUCAUCAGUUGACACAGUCGCCUCCAACCAAUUGGCGACACCGGCCACACGUACAAAUGGCAAUGGUCUCUUCAAGACCCCACGCGCCCGUCGUGACCAAGGUACCCCUUCUGCUACGGACUUGCUGCGCAACGUCAAUGAGUCACCAGACCCAUUGGACACAAUCUCUCCAGCGCCCUCGGUCGCAAAGCAGCGCACCGCUACCCCCGCGAAUGUGGACUCGAAUCCCAGACCACCCAGUUCGCCUGUGACCCGCACAACUCGUCGCAAUGAUUAUCGAUCGCUGGACGACGGCGACGAGAACGCGAUCAAGGAAGAGGGGAAGGGUGCGACUCCGGCAGAUAUCAAGGGCGAGGCGCCCGACGAACACCCUGCGGUAGACACACGGUCGGGGAGACGGUCGUUGCGCUCGACCGAUACCGGAUCACGAUGCAAGAGCGAGCUCGCGCAGUAUUUCCACAACUAUGAACAGAUUAUCAGCUUGGAAGAUCCAGAACCUGAAUUCCUCGCCGCCAAAACAACCAUCACUCUCGUGGACGACCUACCACGACCACUACCUUUCUCCUCCAAACCCGACCCUACACCCUUCGGCAACCCCCUCCUUAAGCUCUACGACUGCGAAAAGAUCACCCUCCCCAAACCCGCAUUAAACACACCCGCAAUCGACCCACUAGGCGAAGAGACAUAUUUCCGCGCCCACCGCAAGUUCGAACGACAGGAGAAACAACUCCGUAAUAUUGAGCGUAACCGCGCCCAACACGAACAACAAGUCCUCGAGCGUCUCCUGGACGAGCUACGCGGCCAUGACUGGCUACGCGUGAUGGGCCUGACAGGAGUCCACGAAAACGACAAGAAGCUCUACGAGCCGAAGCGCGAUAUCCUGAUCCAAGAGCUAGUCACUCUGGUCAACAAGUUCCAAGCAUGGAAAGACGAGGAGCGUCGACGCAAACUGGAGAAGGAAAAAGCACAACCCGUGCCGGGCACCGAGACAGCAGCUAACGUUCCGGCCCGACAGCACCCGCGCAAAAGAUCCCGUCCCGCCGAAGACGUGGAUAGCUCUCCAGCACCGGGGACUGAGUUACAUAGCACGCCAGAUGCAGACCCAGACCCAGAUCCAAGCGACGUCGAUGCUUUAGCUGCACGUCAGCUCCAUCAGGAAGCUCAAUCAGCAGGCGCUGUUAAGCUGCGCAAGACAGCACCUGCUCGCAAAUCUAUCCCCAAACCUACUCCUAACACCAACACUACAACUACAAAUACCAACACAAACACAACCACAAACGACCCCGAACCAAAACACACCCCCAAACGCAAAAAGCCCAACCUAACACCCACCAAACCUCACCCACAACCCCCAGCCUCAGCUCCAUCCCAAACCCCAACCAAAAAACCAACCCAACGACCCCUCCAACAAGCCUCCCUUGCCCACUUCUGGAAUCCAGCCCCGAGGGAAGGCCCCUUUACAUCCUUCUUCCGCCAACGACACGUGCGUGAAGCCGCCAUCGCCGCAACAAAAGGUAUCCGCCGCGGCGGAUCCCGCUCAACCCUCGCAUUCGGCUAUCCAGUCCCGGACCAGUCAGAGCAGGAAUUCGAGCUCCCGCCAGACAUCCUGAAUGAGGAAUCUAUCAUGCAGUCACAGCGGAAGAGGAGAAGACUCAAGCGGGGGAGUUUGGGGUAA
Penicillium coprophilum is the source of this 1890-nucleotide messenger RNA. RefSeq names its product acetyltransferase SAS4-like domain-containing protein. Gene Ontology annotation, molecular function: histone acetyltransferase activity. The record is from RefSeq and is a predicted model, not a curated record. Bases 1 to 1890 code for a protein of 629 amino acids. Gene Ontology annotation, cellular component: SAS acetyltransferase complex. The transcript is spliced from 2 exons. NCBI's taxonomy places the organism in Eukaryota, Fungi, Ascomycota, Eurotiomycetes, Eurotiales, Aspergillaceae.